Molecule: messenger RNA, 1065 nt
Organism: Labrus bergylta (ballan wrasse)
Lineage: Eukaryota; Metazoa; Chordata; Actinopteri; Labriformes; Labridae
Source: RefSeq, a predicted model, not a curated record
GGUUACGCCGGGGAGCAGUGCACGUCAGCGGACUCACUCGGGAGGAGAUUACGGAGCCGAGCGUGUGAAUGGACCGAGGUUAUAAAUCACAAAGGGACCAGUGCACGUCAAACCUGCCCUGACUGCAGCAUCAAUAACACCUAUUACCCCCCCGUCCAGCAGCAGCAUGCAGUGAGAGCAGCCCUUUCAGAUGCUUUCCCACUCCACACAGUGAGGAAAAAAGGGGGUGGGGGUGGGGGGUGGUGGUCGGAGGGGAGGAGGAGGAUUUAUGGGAGAUUUGUUGGAUUUUCAUCGUCCCGUCGCUGCAAACUUGUGUCCGGCAUGGGGAAGGAACAGGAGCUGCUGGAAGCUGCCCGGACCGGGAACGUGGCCGUGGUGGAGAAAUUGUUAAGUGGAAAGAAGGGGAUCCUGGGGUCAGGUUCCGGCUCCAUCCCUCUGCCCAACCUCCUGAGCAUGUGGAAAGGCCUGAACGUCAACUGCACAGACAGCUCAGGAUACACACCUUUACAUCAUGCUUCUCUCAACGGACACAGGGAUGUGGUUCUGAAGCUGCUCCAGUUUGAGGCGUCCACAAAUGUAGCUGACAGCAAAGGAUGCUUCCCGCUGCACUUGGCCGCCUGGAAGGGAGACGUGGACAUUGUCCGCAUCCUCAUCCACCACAGACCCUCGCACUGCCGAGUCAACCAACAGAACCAUGAGAGGGAAACGGCGCUUCACUGCGCAGCCCAGUACGGACACUCUGAGGUGGUUUCAGUACUGCUUCAGGAGCUGACUGACCCCACCAUGAGAAACAGCCAACAGGAGACGCCUCUGGACCUAGCAGCACUGUAUGGACGCCUACAGGUGGUGUGCAUGUUGGUGAGCGCUCAUCCCAACCUCAUGACCAGCCACACCCGCCGACACACUCCGCUUCACCUGGCCGCACGCAACGGACACCACAGCACGGUCCAGACGCUGCUCGAGGCCGGCAUGGACGUCAACUGUGUGGUAAGAAAAAUGAACAGCCCUCAGCGAUCGGUGUCCUCUAUCGGCAUCUGUGGGUUUAACGGAUUUAGACACGGAUAA